AUGGAGUUCCCAUUUGCGCAUCACGCUCACGCCCAUUUGCGCCGUGCAGUCGAUAAGAAACGUACCAGAUCAGAUCAUGGAGUUCCCAUUUGCGCAUCACGCUCACACCCAGCACCACCUACGGAGGGAUGGUGAUGAAGCUGGCGAUGAACAAAUAAAGCAGAAUUACCCACCUCCCGGAACAACCGUUUCGCCUGCCUUUGGCUACCCACCACCACCACGACCUCCACCACAAUCUUAUUUCGGAGAAGAUGAACCACCGCCUCACCUCACUCACACCUACCACAGCUCCCACGGGCCACCACCCCCACCCCCUUCCCAAGGCUUUAGUGGUUACUCUGCUUUUCCUUCAGAAUCGCACCCUCCACCUCCACUUCCUGCUUAUUCCACCACUUACGUGGACCAUGUCGGUCACAACUAUCGUCCACACUUCCCCUCCUUCCUUCCCCAUCAAACCCAUCAGCCUCCUACCUCUGACCUCUCCAAUAAACGCGCUUUCAAGGUCUUCUCCAAGGCCGACCCCAAUUACUCUCUCGCCAUCCGAGAUGGCCAUGUCAUUCUUGCUCCAUCUAAUCCAUCCGAUGAUUUCCAGCACUGGUACAAAGAUGAGAAGUACAGCACAAGAGUGAAGGAUGAAGAUGGGUUUCCCUGCUUUGCUUUGGUUAACAAAGCCACUGGUCAGGCCAUCAAGCACUCCACUGGAGCCACUCAUCCUGUGCAGCUGAUACCUUAUAAUGCUGAUGUUCUUGACGAGUCCAUCCUAUGGACUGAGAGCAAGGACUUGGGCAAUGGUUUCCGAGCUAUAAGAAUGGUUAAUAACGUUCAUCUUAAUGUGGAUGCUUUUCAUGGUGAUAAGAAAUCUGGAGGUGUGCACAAUGGCACUACUAUAGUGUUGUGGCAAUGGAACAAAGGGGAUAACCAGCAUUGGAAGAUCAUGCCCUAUUGAUUUAUGUCCAGUGAUGUUGCCAAUUUAAUGCUGUAUUGUAUUUGACAAAAAUGAGAUGAGAUUCUACUUGUUGUGCUUGUAAGUGUGCUUGUGUUGCAAUGAUCAUUAUAUGUGAAAAUCUGUCUGUAAUAAGUUUCAAUUACAACUGCGGUUACUUUGUAUUCGUAAGCUAUAUUUGAUAUCAUGAUAUCCUAUCAGGCUGUACUUCUGAGCCGAGGGUUUGUAAAUUUCCAUUUCCAUUUCCAAUGUCUGAUUUGAUGAAGUAAGAAAACAGAAAUUGAUUGUAAA
Juglans regia (Persian walnut) is the source of this 1234-nucleotide messenger RNA. RefSeq names its product ricin B-like lectin R40G3. The coding region runs from base 77 to 946 and encodes 289 amino acids. The record is from RefSeq and is a predicted model, not a curated record. The transcript has 4 exons. NCBI's taxonomy places the organism in Eukaryota, Viridiplantae, Streptophyta, Magnoliopsida, Fagales, Juglandaceae.